Molecule: messenger RNA, 1028 nt
Organism: Jatropha curcas
Lineage: Eukaryota; Viridiplantae; Streptophyta; Magnoliopsida; Malpighiales; Euphorbiaceae
Source: RefSeq, a predicted model, not a curated record
ACCACCUUCUUCAUUUCUGCUCACCAAAGCUUCUUCUCAAGCUGAGUGACAUAUACAUAUAUGAAUAUAUAUAAAAUAUAGAUACAUAUACGCACGUACACCAGCACACACAAUUACAUAAAGACAGUUCUUGAAAUUUCUAAAUUAUGGCAAGCUCAAGAUUGUUAGGUGCUACAUUAUUGGUCUUGCUUCUUGUAGACGUUUGCUUUGCUGCUAGGUCUUUAAAGGUAUUCAUUGGUAGAGGAGGUGGAGGUGGAGGUGGAGGUGGAGGUGGAGGUGGAGGCGGAGGUGGUGGUUCAGGCGGACUUGGUUCUGGUUAUGGUGAAGGUUAUGGAUCUGGAGGAGGUGAAGGUUAUGGUUCUGGAGGAGGUGAAGGUUAUGGUGGUAUAGAAGGUUACGGUGGCGGCGGAGGUGGUGGAGGUGGUGGCGGUGGUGGCAGUGGUGGUGCGUCUGGUUCUGGUAGUGGAUAUGGUUCAGGCUUUGGGUCUGGCAGUGGCUCCGGUUAUGGGUCUGGAAGUGGGAAAGGAGGUGGUGGAGGUGGAGGUGGUGGCAGAGGUGGUGGUGGUGGUGGAGGUGGAGGCUUAGGACAUGGAAGUGGAUCUGGUUACGGCUCCGGAUAUGGGAGUGGAAGCGGAUAUGGAAGUGGAGGAGGAAGAGGAGGAGGAGGAGGUGGAGGUGGCAGGGGCGGCGGCGGUGGAGGAGGUGGUGGCAUUGGGGGUGGAAAUGGGUCUGGGUAUGGCAGUGGGUCGGGUUAUGGUUCUGGGUCUGGAUAUGGAGGAGGAGGGUAUGGUGAUUACCCUUAAGCAAGAACAAGAUUAGGUAGUAAUUUAUAGAUAGAUGAGUCUUGGCAUUGGCCAUAUGCGAGAAUAAAUUUGCAGCUGCUCUCCACCGCCUGCGGCGGUGAUAGUGAUGGUGCAUUUAUGCAUGUACGGCUAUGGAAUAAUGUACCUAAUACCUAAAUUUAUUCACUAGUUUCAUGUUUCACAUUUUAUAUGAUUAAUAAAAUUUUAUCUUUUACGUACUUUUUA